UCGGUGGAGCUCGAGCAUCCUUGUCAAAGACGCGGCGAGAGACAACAGAGCCAUUUUGGCCGCUUCGCUUCGAGUCCACCCUUUUCCCCUCCCGAGUCCUCGACACCGGACCAGCCUCGGGCGGAGGAGGGUGGCGGGUGUUCAGGUGAGGUCCGCCGGGCAGACAACCUCCUCUCAGCCCAUCCCGGCGUUCAUGGAGAGGAGAGGCGGGUGACGCACGGACGGGCAGCGAGUGUCGGACCUGGAGGAGGUGGACGUGUUGGGAUAAGAAACCCCGCAAAAACACGUCUGUAGACGGGAGCAGAGAGACCAAACCCCCCACCCCCGGGCGUUGGAGCAGGCACCCAAAGGUGCUACGAGGACAGCGCCAUGGCAGGAGCCUCUGUGAAGGUGGCGGUGAGGGUCCGCCCCUUCAACUCCAGAGAGACCGAAAAGGACAGCAAAUGCAUCAUUCAGAUGUCUGGAAACACGACCACCAUCAUCAACCCCAAGCAGGCGAAAGACAACAAGAGCUUUAACUUUGAUUACUCCUACUGGUCGCACACAACGCCCGAGGACAUUAAUUAUGCCUCUCAGGUGCAAGUGUACAAAGACAUCGGAGAGGAAAUGUUGCUCCACGCGUUCGAAGGCUACAACGUCUGCAUCUUUGCGUACGGUCAGACGGGCGCCGGCAAGUCCUACACGAUGAUGGGCAAACAGGACGUGAAGGAUCAGCAGGGCAUCAUCCCACUGCUCUGUGAGGAUCUUUUCACAAAGAUCAAUGACAACACAGACAACAGCAUGUCUUACUCCGUGGAGGUCAGCUACAUGGAGAUCUACUGCGAGCGAGUGCGGGACCUGCUGAACCCUAAGAAUAAAGGGAACCUGCGCGUGCGUGAGCAUCCUCUGAUGGGACCCUACGUGGAGGACCUGUCCAAGCUGGCCGUCACCUCUUACAAUGACAUCCAGGACCUGAUGGACUCUGGGAACAAAGCCAGAACCGUGGCCGCCACCAACAUGAACGAGACGAGCAGCCGCUCACACGCCGUCUUCAACAUCAUCUUCACUCAGAAACGCUUUGACGCAGAGACUGACAACACAUCGGAAAAGGUCAGCAAAAUAAGUUUAGUGGAUCUGGCCGGCAGCGAGAGGGCGGAUUCUACUGGAGCCAAAGGAACCAGGCUUAAGGAAGGAGCAAACAUCAACAAGUCUUUGACCACACUGGGGAAAGUCAUCUCUGCCUUGGCAGAAGUGGAUUCUGGACAAAACAAGAAUAAAAAGAAGAAGAAAGUGGAAAGCUUCAUUCCAUACAGAGAUUCAGUUUUAACUUGGCUUCUUAGGGAAAAUUUGGGUGGGAAUUCCCGGACAGCGAUGGUCGCUGCCCUGAGUCCCGCUGACAUCAACUACGAUGAGACGCUCAGCACGCUCAGGUAUGCAGAUCGAGCCAAGCAGAUCCGCUGUAACGCCGUCAUCAACGAGGAUCCCAACAAUCGACUGGUGCGAGAGCUGAAAGAGGAAGUGUCCCGACUUAAAGACCUGCUGUAUGCUCAGGGUCUGGGUGACAUCAUUGAGACAUUUCGAGCGUCUGGCGCUGACAUAGAGGGUUUGAAAUUGACCAAUGCAAUGACGGGGAUGAGUCCCUCUCCAUCCCUCUCAGCCUUGUCCAGUCGUGCCGGAUCUAUUGCCAGCCUUCAUGACCGCAUCAUGUUCAGCCCGGGCAGCGAGGAGGCCAUCGAGAGGCUGAAGGAAACUGAGAAAAUAAUUGCUGAACUAAAUGAAACUUGGGAAGAAAAACUUCGAAGGACAGAAGCCAUUAGAAUGGAAAGAGAAGCCCUGCUGGCAGAAAUGGGCGUGGCGAUACGAGAAGAUGGUGGAACAGUUGGUGUUUUUUCUCCUAAGAAGACACCUCAUUUAGUAAACCUCAAUGAGGAUCCCCUGAUGUCAGAGUGUCUGCUGUACUACAUAAAGGAAGGGAUCACCAGGGUUGGUCGUUUAGACGCCAGCAGUCGUCAAGAUAUAGUCCUCAGUGGCCACUUCAUCAAAGAUGAGCACUGCACAUUUACAAGAUCUGCUGGUCCGAUGGGUGAAACUGUUGUCUUAGAGCCGUGUGAAGAAGCAGAGCUUUAUGUCAAUGGAAAGCGAGUGACGGAGCCCACUGUCCUGAAAUCAGGAAAUCGGAUCAUCCUAGGAAAGAGCCACGUCUUCCGGUUUAACCACCCUGAGCAGGCCAGAGCUGAGAGGGAGCGGACCCCCUGUGCAGAGACCCCUGCUGAGCCUGUAGACUGGGCCUUUGCUCAGAGGGAGCUGCUGGACAAACAGGGCAUUGACAUGAAACUAGAAAUGGACCAGAGGCUGCAGGAGUUAGAGGAUCAGUAUCGCAAAGAAAGAGAGGAGGCCAACAACCUUCUGGAGCAGCAGAGACUGGAUUAUGAGAGCAAGCUGGAGGCUCUUCAGAAACAAGUGGACCGUUGUUACCCAGAUGCCCCUGACGAAGAAGAUGAUCCAGAAGAGGAAGCAGUUCAGUGGACAGAGAGGGAAAGAGAGCUAGCUGUGUGGAGCUUCAGGAAGUGGAGGUGUUACCAGUUCACCUCGCUGCGUGACUUGUUGUGGGGAAACGCCAUCUUCCUUAAAGAAGCAAACGCUAUCAGUGUUGAACUGAAGAAGAAGGUCCAGUUCCAGUUUGUGUUGUUGACAGACACCCUCUACUCCCCCCUGCCUCCUGACCUGUUGCCCCCAGAGGCGACCAAAGACCAAGAAAAGCGACACUUUCCUCGCACCAUAGUGGCCGUGGAAGUACAGGAUCAAAAAAAUGGAGCAACUCACUAUUGGACACUAGAGAAACUCAGGCAGAGGCUGGAUCUCAUGAGAGAGAUGUACGAUCGUGCGGCAGAUUUGCCCAACACCACCACAGAGGAGAGUGACAGCGCGCUGACAGGAGGUGACCCAUUUUACGAUCGCUUCCCCUGGUUCCGCCUGGUUGGCAGAAACCCCAUUUUCAACACAUGCAUGAGCGAGCGCAUGAGUGAUCCCACCCCAUCCCCGACCCUUUCCAACUCUGAAAUUACCGAGCUGGCUGACUCACAGAGGGAGGGUCGAGGGGAGGAGGAGGACGAGUUGGAACAGUUGGAGGACCUGGAUGAUGAUAUCUUUUUGGACGACCCGUGCUUGGAGCUCGGGGUGGAGGAGGAUGAUGAGGAUGAGGAUGAUGAUGAUGAGCGAGAGCUUUGCCGAGGCUCCGGCGAAGGCCAGGACCCCUUUUACGACCGCUCGCCAUUAUUCAGUGUAGUGGGAAGGGCUUUUGUUUAUCUGAGUAACCUGCUGUACCCGGUCCCUCUGGUCCACCGCGUGGCCAUCGUCAGCGAGAGAGGCGAGGUGAAGGGCUUCCUGCGGGUGGCGGUGCAGGCCAUAUCAGGUGCUCUGUGUUUCCCUCCAGCUGAUGACGAAGCUCCUGACUACGGCUCAGGAGUGAGACAGUCUGGCACUGCCAAAAUUUCGUUUGAGGAUCAGCAGUAUGAGAAGUUUCAGUCAGAGUCCUGCUCAGCUGGACUGUCCCGCACUGGGGUUUCUCAAGAGGAGCUUCGCAUUGUGGAGGGAGAGGGGCAGAAUGCAGAAAUGGCCCCAUCAGCAGAUGAAGUCAACAACAACACAUCUGGUGCAGAUGAAUUGGAGAAUCCAGUGAAGGCAGCUCUGGACGGUGCAUUGGAUGCAAAUCUGGAGCACCUGCAGAUUGGUAACAUUUUUACCUUCAGAGUGACCGUCCUGCAGGCGUCCAGCAUCUCUGCAGAAUAUGCAGACAUCUUCUGCCAGUUCAAUUUUAUCCAUCGCCAUGAUGAGGCCUUUUCUACCGAACCUCUAAAAAACACAGGCCGUGGCCCUCCUCUUGGGUUUUACCACGUGCAGAAUAUUGCUGUUGAAGUUACAAAGUCUUUUGUAGACUACAUCAAGACUCAGCCAAUUGUCUUUGAGGUGUUUGGCCACUACCAGAAGCAACCUUUUCUUCCUCUUUGUAAAGAUGUCAUCAGUCCACUCCAUGCUUGUAGAAGACAGUUCCCCAGAGUGAUGCCUCUGUCCAAACCAGUGCCUGCUACCAAGCUGACGACGCUGACCCGCCCUCAGGCCGGACCGUGCCACUGUAAAUAUGACCUCAUGGUAUUCUUUGAGAUCUGCGAGCUUGAAGCUACUGGAGACUACAUCCCAGCUGUUGUGGACCACAGAGGAGGCAUGCCCUGCCAUGGCACCUUCCUCCUGCACCAGGGCCUCCAGAGGAGAAUUGCUGUUACCAUCGUACACGAAUCUGGAGGUGACAUUGAAUGGAAGGAUAUUCGUGAGCUUGUUGUUGGGCGUCUGCGCAACACCCCCGAAGCUGACGAGAACAUCAUCGACCCAAAUAUUCUGUCACUCAACAUCUUGGCUGCUGGGUAUGUCAGGCCCUUACAGGAUGACAGACAGUUUCUUGAUUCGGACAUGCCUAGUAUUUCCCUGGGAGUUGAUCAUAGGACUUUUUACCGGUUCGAGGCAGCGUGGGACAGUUCAAUGCACAACUCUCUGCUGCUAAACCGAGUCACUCCAAACGGGGAGAAAAUCUACAUGACCCUCUCUGCCUACCUGGAGAUGGAGAACUGCACACAGCCUGCAGUUAUAACCAAAGAUAUCUGCAUGGUGUUUUACACUCGAGACACAAAGCUGUCAGCUUCUCGAUCGAUUCGCAACCUUUUUGGUACAGGAAGUCUGAGAGCGGCAGAUGGAAAUCGUGUAACUGGAGUUUAUGAGGCCAGCUUGUGCCACCAGGCCGAUGCAGGAAGCCCAGGAAUGCAGAGGAGACGCAGGCGGGUGCUGGACACCUCUGUGGCCUACGUCCGAGGAGAGGAGAACCUGGCUGGAUGGAGGCCGCGCAGCGACAGCCUCAUUAUAGAGCACCAGUGGGAGCUGGAGAAGCUCAGUCUCCUCCAAGAUGUGGAGAAGACCAAACAUUACCUUCUGCUGAGGGAGAAGCUAGAGUCCACCUUGCUGUCAGGCCUGGAGUCCCUUCAGUCCGGUGUUCCCGAGGAGCUGAAUGAGCCUCAUCAGCCCCCUGAGACCGAUCAGGAGGCCAGCUCCAGCUCUGAGAUCACCACCGAGAGGCAGAAGGAGCUCGCUGUCAAGUGCUUGCGGCUGCUCACUCACUCUUUCAACAGAGAAUACAGCCAUGUUUGCGUCAGCGCCAGUGAGAGCAAGAUCUCACAGAUGUCUGUCACAUUGCUCAGAGACUCUACCUCCAUAACAGCUCUGAACACAAUCACACCCUCCUCUACAUGCCCUUCACUGGUUGAGGGUUGCUACAGUUCUGCUGAGCUCAGACCACCCACACCCCGCUCCCGCGCCGUCAGCCCCGGUCCUGAAACACAGCAGGACUUGAAGGACAACAAACCCAUCAGUGGAGCGUCCGACACCAAGCCUCGAGCUCGCAAACUGGUCCCUGACAUCCAGGAGAUAAGAGUCAGCCCCAUCGUGUCAAAGAAGGGUUACCUGCAUUUCCUGGAGCCAAACACCAACGGAUGGGUGAAACGUUUUGUGGUUGUGCGUCGGCCGUACGUUUACAUCUACAACUCAGAAAGAGAUGCGGUGGAGCGAGCCAUCCUCAACCUCUCCUCUGCUCAGGUGGAGUACAGCGAGGACCAGCAGGCCAUGCUGAAGACCCCAAACACCUUCGCCGUGUGCACAGAGCACCGUGGAAUUCUGCUGCAAGCAGCUAAUGACAAAGAAAUGCAUGACUGGUUGUAUGCAUUUAACCCUCUCCUCGCUGGAACUAUCAGGUCUAAACUGUCAAGAAGACGAGCCGGUCAGAUGAGGAUGUGAGAAAAGGAAUAUUGCAAAAAUCCAAGCUGUACAUAGAUUCUUGUUCUUUUUGCUCUCCUCGUUGCUGAGCCCAGUUUCUACCAUCAUUGUCACAAACAGCCGUCUUUCCUCUGUGCACUCUCAGUUCACCUCUGGUGUCCUCUGUGUCCAUUUAAUGUCCGGCCCUAGCAGCCGCGAGAGUCUUUCUUUGUGAACAAUCAACAAUCUGUCACUGUACUGUAGGGGAGGUUAAAUCAUACGUGAAGGAACGGAGGGGUUAGCAGCAGAUUGUUGUCAGAUUACAUUCGUGUGAUGACGUACUGUAGUUGUUGUCAGUGACACAUCAAGCCUUAUACUGUUCAUCCAGUGACAUCAUCUUUACCCAAAGCUGAUGCACUGCUGGGGAUCAUGUUGCUACCAUUCAUCAAUUAACCUUCUCUUUUCCUAAUUGCUCAAUAAGUUGUGUUUAAACUGGUUUGCUUUGUCAUACAGCCAGGAAAUACACCAAGAUUGUAGUGUCUCUUUAAAACAACACAUUAACGUCUCUGAUCUAUGAAUCCAGAUGUGGAAUAAUCUGCCGCCUUUUCCUCAAGUCUUAUAAAAACUUUAUCACACAAAUCUGUCAUUUUAGCUCUUAGAGUGAAGUUUCACCACAUGCAGUCAGACACCAUCGUUUUGUUCCUCCUGAUAUAUUCUCAUUUCUCUACCUGAAUUUCAUUUGUUUUAAAUUGUGAUAUAUUUAGAUUUUUAACAGUUUUCAUAUUUAUUUCUGUUUGUAUUUAUUUACAAAGAUGUUUAUAUUUCUAAAGUAGUAGUACAGUGCAAUUUCUGCACAUGGCACUUUUUAAUGAGUUCCUUAAAUGUUUAAAUAAAGUAUCCUUGUCCCCAG
Austrofundulus limnaeus is the source of this 6682-nucleotide messenger RNA. RefSeq names its product kinesin family member 1Aa (gene kif1aa). Gene Ontology annotation, biological process: microtubule-based movement. The record is from RefSeq and is a predicted model, not a curated record. Bases 370 to 5814 code for a protein of 1814 amino acids. NCBI's taxonomy places the organism in Eukaryota, Metazoa, Chordata, Actinopteri, Cyprinodontiformes, Rivulidae. The transcript is spliced from 51 exons. Gene Ontology annotation, molecular function: microtubule binding; microtubule motor activity; ATP binding.